AUGACAGUGACGCAGAAGAACCUGCACAGAUUCUCCGAAGAGGAGAAUCAAUCGGAGGCAGUAGACAGUGAUCGGAAGUUGCCGCGAGAAGGCAGCUACUGGAAUGGGGCUGAAGAAGCCACAAAAGCCGUUCAAUCGGAAGUCGAAGUGGGUGUUCCUCAAAUAAAUCCCAACAACAACAGGAACGGUGGCAACACAACGCAACUGAAGGAGUGA
Caenorhabditis remanei is the source of this 216-nucleotide messenger RNA. RefSeq lists its product as uncharacterized. Bases 1 to 216 code for a protein of 71 amino acids. The transcript has a single exon. The record is from RefSeq and is a predicted model, not a curated record. NCBI's taxonomy places the organism in Eukaryota, Metazoa, Nematoda, Chromadorea, Rhabditida, Rhabditidae.